Messenger RNA from Columba livia (rock pigeon), 2553 nucleotides. RefSeq names its product transmembrane protein 121. Bases 1022 to 1960 code for a protein of 312 amino acids. NCBI's taxonomy places the organism in Eukaryota, Metazoa, Chordata, Aves, Columbiformes, Columbidae. The transcript has 4 exons. The record is from RefSeq and is a predicted model, not a curated record.
UCAUCCCAUUGGAAUCAGCACAUUUUUCCAGUCUAUCCAGAUCCCUCUGCAGAGCCCUCCUGCCUUCCAGCAGGUCGACACUCCCUCCCGACUUGGUGUCAUCAGCAAAUUUGCUGAUGAUGGUCUCAAUCCCCUCAUCUAAAUCGUCAAUAAAGAUGUUAAACAGGACUGGACCCAACACUGACCCCUGGGGAACACCACUAGUGACUGGCCGCCAGCUGGAUGCAGCCCCAUUCACCAGCACUCUCUGGGCCCGGCCCUCCAGCCAGUUCUUAACCCAGCGUAGAGCACACUUGUCCAAGCCAUGGGCUACCAGCUUUUGCAGGAGUAUAUUAUGGGAGACAGUGUCAAAGGCCUUGCUGAAGUCCAGAUAGACCACAUCCACGGCUUUCCCCUCAUCCACCAGCCUUUGAGUUUGUUGUGAUCACCGCCCUAGAAGCACUCUUCAGUGGUAAUGGCGGGUGCAGAUGUCCCACGCAGCACAGAGCUAAGCUGAACACACUUUUCCUCCCAGGCCUGGAGCCAGCAGCAGCCAGGGAGCAUAUAAAUGCCUGGGAACCCUGGUGCACUGCUCUUUGGUUUCCUUCCAUAUUAUCUCUGAGUACAGCUGCAUCCACAUGUAAACUCUGGCACCCUGGGUACAGCAUUGUGUUUUAGAGAAGCACAUAAAUAUCUGCUCUUGCUGGUUAGUUUUAUGCUCCCCAUUAAAGCAGCUCUUUACUGCUUCCCGCACGAAUGUCGUCACCUCCUGCCCCAGCUUCCAAUGAAGACUCAGGGAUUUUAUGAUUCCAGCCCAGGUCUAUGCCUGGUUUUGCUCUUGGCCUAUCUCCAGAGAUCCAAGUGCCUCCCUGUCUUCCGAAAUACAUAUAUUUACAGUGAGUGGUUCGAAGUCAUAGUGGAAAUAUACUGGAAAACCUUCCAUGUGUACCUAAGACCUAACUCAGAAGCAAGCUCAGAGUUACAUGCAGUAAGCUGCUCAGGCUGAUAGAAGAACAUUUGCAGAGAGGCAUGUCCACCAGGGAUGGUUCCCCCACCACCUGUCAGCAAGCCACAUGUGUGCCUCUCCACUGUGCUCAUCAUGACCAGCCUCAUCCUCAUGGAUGCCUACCUGGUGGAGCAGAGCCAGGGCUCCAGGAAGCUGGGCAUCUGUGUCAUGGUGGCAGUGGGUGACGUGUGCUUCCUGCUGGUGCUCCGCUAUGUGGCCAUCUGGGUCGGGGCAGAGGUAAAGACAGCUAAGCGGGGCUAUGCCAUGAUCCUCUGGUUCCUGUAUGUCUUCGUUCUGGAGAUCAAAGUCUACUUUGUAUACCAGAACUAUAAAGCUGACCGGAAAAGCCUGGAUCUCAUAGCCCGCAAAGCGCUGACCUUGCUGCUCUCCAUCUGCAUCCCAGCCCUCUACGUGUUGUUGGUAGCCACGGAGCACAUGGAAUACAUCAGAACAUUCAAGAAGAAAGAAGAUCUCCGCAACCGCCUCUUUUGGGUCAUUGUGGACAUGCUGGACGUGCUGGAUAUCCAGGCCAACCUGUGGGAGCCCCAGAAGAAGGGGCUGCCGCUCUGGGCUGAGGGCAUCAUGUUCUUCUACUGCUACAUCUUGCUCCUGGUCCUCCCUUGUGUGUCCCUCUGUGAGAUCAGCAUGCAAGGGAUUGGCAUCAUGCCGCACCGGAUGAUGCUGUACCCCAUGCUGAGCAUGCUCACUGUCAACAUCACCACCAUCUUCAUCCGAGGCAGCAACAUGGUCUUCUUCAAGGACGCCCGGGUCUCCAGCAUCUUUAUGGGCAAGAACAUGCUGGCUAUCGGGCUGAAGGCCUGUACGUUUGUGCAGUACCAGCAGCACCAGCACCAUGUGCCCCAGGGGCCAGACCCGGCCCUGCAGCACAGCAACCAUGCCCAGCCCUCGCCAGGACUGCACCAGUCCCGGGACCAGCCUGCCUGCCCUGAGGAGCUGGCCCAGGACAACACAUGACAAGCCAGCAAGAGCCACAGCCUGGGCACCACCAAGCCUGGCUGUACCUGCAAACACAAAGUGAGCCACCAAGCUCCCUGCCCAGACGGAGGGCAAUGGCCCUGCUCUUUUCCUUCCUGGGUGAAGCUGCUCCAGUCCCUGAGGUUCACAUGAGAAGGGCCACCGUAGCAGCCUUCAUAAGGCCCCAGAACAGUUUGGGAUGUCAGCACCCCAUGACAUGAGAUGGGCAGCGGAGCAGAGGAGGAGGCCAGGUUUGCCUGCUGUGUGCCAUGUCUGGCUAGGGCCAGGCAGCCCUGCCCUGUGCUGUGUUCCCCCUGUCAGUGCUCCCCACACAGCACUGCCCUCCAGCCAGCCAGGGCUCAGGCCAGGGUGGCUGCACAGGGACACUGCAGGUCAUCUGCUCCACUGCUAUGGUUGACCCUGUCUUGGUGCCAGGCAGCAGCCUGCUCCCCACUGGGUGAGCCAGGCUCCCCAUGCUGGGGAAACAAGGCCUGGGCCCCCCCUGCCUAUCACCGCUCUCAGCCUUGGGGGCUCAGAGGGGGUAACUGUCCUUUUCCUUAUCUCCCUCUGCAAUAAAAGACCUGAGCCCUGCA